Messenger RNA from Scaptodrosophila lebanonensis, 646 nucleotides. It is a transcript of the gene RpL11, whose product is annotated as 60S ribosomal protein L11. Gene Ontology annotation, molecular function: structural constituent of ribosome; RNA binding. Gene Ontology annotation, biological process: translation. The record is from RefSeq and is a predicted model, not a curated record. Gene Ontology annotation, cellular component: cytosolic large ribosomal subunit; ribosome. Bases 16 to 579 code for a protein of 187 amino acids. The transcript has 4 exons. Lineage: Eukaryota; Metazoa; Arthropoda; Insecta; Diptera; Drosophilidae.
UUCCUACAUACCAUAAUGGCGGCAGUUGCUAAGAAGGAACCAAAAAUCAAGCGCGAUCCCGCGAAGAACCCAAUGCGGGAUCUGCACAUCCGAAAGUUGUGCUUGAACAUUUGCGUUGGUGAAUCUGGUGACAGACUCACGCGCGCCGCCAAGGUGUUGGAGCAGCUGACUGGUCAGCAGCCCGUAUUCUCAAAGGCUCGGUACACAGUGCGUUCCUUUGGCAUUCGUCGUAAUGAAAAAAUUGCCGUACACUGCACUGUGCGUGGUGCUAAGGCCGAGGAGAUCUUGGAGCGCGGUCUGAAAGUGCGCGAGUACGAGUUGAGACGCGAUAACUUCUCGGCUACCGGUAACUUUGGUUUUGGUAUCCAGGAACACAUCGAUUUGGGUAUCAAGUAUGAUCCCUCCAUCGGUAUCUAUGGAUUGGACUUCUACGUUGUCCUUGGACGUCCAGGAUACAACGUGGCCCACAGGAAACGCAAAUCUGGCACCGUUGGCUUCCCACACCGCCUGACAAAAGAGGAUGCCAUGAAAUGGUUCCAACAGAAAUACGAUGGCAUUAUUUUGAACAGCAAAAAAUAGAAGCAAUCGUGCGGCAGUUUUUUAAGAUGAGAAAUUCUACAAUAAACGUGACUGAGGUCAGAAGUUA